GGUUCAUUCAUUGUGUGGUUGUAAACUUCCGGUCUACGAGAGUAGAGCGGUAGAGGGAAGAGCGAUAGAUAGCGAGAGAGAUAGCCUCUUAUACAUCCAUGGAGAUAGCGAUAUAGCAAAAGACAGCUUUGUUUACCCCCAAAAUUCAUUUUGCCCGGAAGUGACGGGGGAAGUGUGUUACUAUCUAUUGAUUGAUAUUGUUGAUGCUACUUGCCUAUCGUCCUGAGGAUGGCGCUCAUUUAAACGGAAGUCAUCUUGAAUUUUCCGGAUGGUUUCUGUGUGUUUGAGUGAAACGCGCUUUGUACGACGUCGAGGAGAAGUUAAAUACAACAUAUCUUGAUCUAACAUUACGUUAGUCCUCAAGAUGUCUAACACCAAACUGCUGCAUUUACGGAGUUUUUUAACUGAACGCUUAACUACCGCGGCCGUGGAGAUAUUUGGAGAAAUAGAAACUAUUGUGGAGUCUUACUACGAGGAAAACAAGCGCCUGCGGAAUGUGCUGCACAUGGUGCUCAACCCAGAGAUAAAGCUAUCGAAAAUAGAUGUUGGCCAAUACUCUGGAGCCACACAGGUCAGAGAGCAGCCCUGUGAGCUGAGAUCCAGGCUGGAACAAGAAAUACUAGAACCGUUGCCCAAAAAACCUAAAGAAGAGCCAAUUGAAUAUGACAUAGGUCAGGUAUCAGAACAACAGCAAGGACUGGGGGAAGUGGAUAACUGUAUAAGCUCAGAUUGUGUAAAAUAUGAAACAGAAGAAGAAGACAUAUGCAUGCCCUGUAUCACUAAUCCAUUCCACAUAAAGGUGAUUGAGUUCAGACCGGACUCAUCAGGCACUCUCGAGCCUAGACAGGAGGAGAACUGCUCCCUGUCGGUCUCAGAUGCGAUCACAGAUAACCCACAGCUACACAAAAGUGAACAAAGCUCAAGUCAAAGUCUGGAACUUCAAAAACCUGACAAAUUGUCAACAAAAAAUGUAACGGGUGUGCAACCAGGCAGAGUGAGUGACAUGGUGUUCAUUUCCACUAAGCCAAAGCAGUUUACAGUUGCUGACGGUGUAAGGAGUACACGUUACAAGGCCGUGCGGGGGGAGCUGCCAGACCCAGAUGUCCUCAAAGUCAGCGAGGCAUACAAGGACUUCUCAGCAGACAUCGCACCACUGAUCACCACCAUGGCUAUAAGUGUGGACGUGCCACUGGUUAACUCCACCUUUGGAAAAGUUCAGGAAGGUAGCCCUAUCUCAUACCAGCAUCCACUACCUCUUAGCCGGGUUAUAGUGCGUCACCCAGAUGCCCCUCCACCACCACCUCUACCUGUGGAUGGCUAUAGGCUGGAGCCUACCACCUGUGAGUUUGUGUGCAGUCACCAACAGCACCUCCAUCUACUGUCACUUGCGACAACAUUGCUCAUGGCAAGGAAAAUCGAGGUGGCCACAAGGGAGCAGAGCGACAGUGUGGAAUGGCACCGUGUUAGGAGGCCAAGAAUAACUUCUUCCCGUUUCCGAGAAGUAUGCCAUGUUCGAGGUCAGAGUUCGGCUGAAAACUUGGCACAACGGAUUCGGAAGGGAGUGGCACAAACGGCGUCAAUGAAGAGGGGACUGGCACUGGAACCGGUUGCCAUCCAGGAAUACUGCCGGAUUAAAAACACCAAUUACUGGCCGUGUGGGUUUGUCAUUCACCCAGAUGCCCCCUGGUUAGGGUCAUCUCCUUACGGUCUGGUGUUUGACCCAACUGAGAGCCCACCUUUUGGACUUGUAGAAAUAAAAUGCCCAAAUGCGAAGAGUUAUGUGGACUGUAGCUACUUAAAAAUGCAAAGUGGCACAUUAAAACUGAAGCAGUCUCAUAGCUACUAUUGGCAGGUGCAAGGCCAGCUCCUACUCACAGGGAUGGAGUGGUGCGAUUUCGUAGUUUUUGCAGAGGAGGAUAUCCUUAUACAACGUAUCUACAGAGACUGCGAGGUGGCUACAACCAUUAGGGAGAAGGGAGAUUAUUUUUAUUUUUAUUUUUACAUGGACUGAUAUGCACUACACUACAUCACACUAUACAUUACUGAUCUAACAUGAAUAUUUUCCUGUAUAUAGUUCUUUC
This is a messenger RNA of Gymnodraco acuticeps, 2081 nucleotides long. RefSeq lists its product as uncharacterized. NCBI's taxonomy places the organism in Eukaryota, Metazoa, Chordata, Actinopteri, Perciformes, Bathydraconidae. Bases 365 to 2011 code for a protein of 548 amino acids. The record is from RefSeq and is a predicted model, not a curated record. The transcript is spliced from 4 exons.